AUGGUCCUAUAUGCUACGUUGGUAGCAGCUGAAGCUAAGUCUUGUCCGUUGGUGGUAGUCGUAAGCUCCGUGCUCAUGAACAUGAUGUCGGAGCGCCUCUGGGUUGUCACCAGUGUAAUCCCCCGCCCGGCGCCAACACGAACAGGCCGCACUUCUAACGGUCUCCACUCGCGAUGCGACACGUGGGGGCCAUUGCCAGCGUCGGCGGUUUGGCAGGGGGCGCAUGGUGCGGCAAUUGAAGCCGCCCGCGCGACAGAAACAAGGGGAGAGUGCGCGCGGCUGUUCGCCUUCGAGGCCUUUUGA
Messenger RNA from Amoebophrya sp. A120, 303 nucleotides. Lineage: Eukaryota; Dinophyceae; Syndiniales; Amoebophryaceae. The record is from the annotation of a GenBank genome assembly.